ACCGAUCCCACACGUCCAAACCAUGCCGCUUCAGAGAGGCCUCCAGCCUAAGCUUUCUAAAGCCGUAGCAGAUAGGAACCUGCUUAUUCCUAUGCAAGAAUUGUGCCCGGCGCUGGCUAGGGUCCCUCCAGCUAAUAGAGAGUAAAUUCAGUUUUUCUCGAUCGAGAGAGCGCUUGCCAAGGCGCUAAAACGGCGCUAGAAUGCCAAGCAGGGGGCUCCGCGUCCCACAAUCUCUCGUCCUUGUAUUUUGGUUGAAUUUAUCACCACCUCUUACGUCCUGAAUCCGAUAACAAUCAUGUCUCCCUCACUUAUCGCUGUUUUCAAGAUCUUCCCCAAGGAACUUUUUCGUGUCAAUAAUGGGCGCGCCGUUCGGCUUCGAGAAUGGUCUCUGCAGAGGCAGCGUCGCUUCGACGUCCUCACGAAUUCCGGCAUGGUGCAGGCCAAAGCUCUCAAUCCUGAUACAUACACCCGUCCUAACGGCGCCUCUAUGCGACCAAACUCGGAUUUCCAGAGAAAACUGAUCCAAAAAAUUAAAGGAAAUGAGGUGGUGGUUUACUCAAUCCCUACUGAUCUCCUCCUGGUGCACGAAUAUGGAGACCAUUACUCUCUCCAAGCAGCGGAAAAUAUGCCUCUCAACGAGCUGAACAAUAAGAUUACUAGUUUCCUGGAAUCUCAUGGACGUGUCAGGAGCAAAGAAGAUUGGCUUCAGGCUUACGUUACACCUUCUGAACCCUCCAGUUCCUCGAGCGCAAUGCAGCACGCUUCCGCGUCUGCAGGAAGUACCGAAUCAAACCCAUGGGUAUGGGACGAGCAACAUCGGAAGUACAGACGCUGGGACGGUCGGAACUGGGUUUGGCAAUAGUAGGAGUCCAAUGGUUGCCGUGUAACCAAGUAAUAUUAAGACAAGUUGACAAACCAUGUAAAAUAGCUCUUCAAGCGUUUGCAACCCGAUGACUAAUGAGGCUGAAUCUACCCAGCUGAACCUGCCUACGAAACAGCUAGGUAAGCAGUUAACUAGCCAUCCAAACGUUCUCCGCGUCAUCGGCAACCG
Messenger RNA from Trematosphaeria pertusa, 1051 nucleotides. RefSeq lists its product as uncharacterized. Bases 296 to 862 code for a protein of 188 amino acids. NCBI's taxonomy places the organism in Eukaryota, Fungi, Ascomycota, Dothideomycetes, Pleosporales, Trematosphaeriaceae. The record is from RefSeq and is a predicted model, not a curated record. The transcript is spliced from 5 exons.